Messenger RNA from Lathyrus oleraceus (garden pea), 1119 nucleotides. RefSeq lists its product as uncharacterized. Bases 131 to 700 code for a protein of 189 amino acids. NCBI's taxonomy places the organism in Eukaryota, Viridiplantae, Streptophyta, Magnoliopsida, Fabales, Fabaceae. The transcript has 2 exons. The record is from RefSeq and is a predicted model, not a curated record.
UCCGCAUUCUCAUUCUUCCUCGGCGGCGAGGGGAGUUUCUUCUUCCCUUCCUUAACUUCCUCCGCCGUCACCAUAACCACGACGAACAACCGUCAGAAUUUAUAAUAGUUUUACAAUUUUAUUAAAUACUAUGAGUAGAGAGGAAAUAGUGUUACAAGGUGGAGGAUUAGUUUGCGAAAACGACUUUUCAGAUCAAGAAGAGGUUUCACCGGAAAUUUCCGAUCAGAAACCGACAUUUGCGUUGAAAAAAAGGAAACGUUUAAUUAGGCAGCGAUCUAUGUGUGGUACUCCUGGUGACAUGGCCUGGGAGAGAAGGAGGCGACAAAAUCAACGAAGAAGGAAUAGCGUUCACGAUUGUAACGACGAAGAUUUGCACGAGCUUAGAGGUUGUAUUGAGUUAGGGUUUGGUUUCAAUGAAGAAGAUGGACAGAAGCUUUGUAAUACGCUGCCAGCGCUUGAUCUGUAUUUUGCAGUUAAUAGAAACCUGUCUCCGAGUCCGGUAUCCUCCCCUACACCUAUACAUACGCCUUACCGUGUUUCCCAGAGCCUCGCAUCUUCGACUAUUGCCAGUCCUACCGGAAGUUUGAUUGAUUCUGAUGCUUGGAAGAUUUGUAAUCCAGGGGAUGAUCCGGCUCUUAUUAAAAUCAAAUUAAGGCACUGGGCUCAGGCGGUUGCUUGUUCAGUAAUGCAAUCUCAUUGAUGAAUUCAAGUGUGUACAUCUUAUAUAUAGUUUGCUUUUUCUUUUGUACAGAGGGAGAGAAGUUCUCAUUCUAAUUUAAAAAGUUUUAAAAAAUACCAAAAGAUCUAAAAGGAAGAAAAAAAAGUGCUAAUGUUAGAGGAUUUUGGUUGAGGCUGAACAAACACUUUGGUUGGCUCCAAUUUGUAAAUAGGUUAGAAGGUUAUGGUGUUAUCAAAUAUUUCUCCAUUUUCUUCUACCUUUUUCCUUCUUUAUAUGUAUUUUUUUUUCAAUUGGAUGUGGAACUAUCUCUCUAAGAAGCUACUUCAUGAAAACAAUUUUGAUUUGAGCCUCAUGGCAAAUACUUCUUGUAUAUUGUAAUAAUAAUAAUUAUAAUAAUAAUGAUAAUAUCAACAUGUGAUCACUUGAGCAAGGGAUUUUAA